AGCACCGGGGCCGGCUGGGGCUGGCGGGCAGGCGGCCGCGCGAGCCAGCGGGGUCGCGGGGUCGGUCUGCAGCUCCCCCUUCCACAGUCAGCCCUCGCCCAUCCCGGCGCUGGGUGCGAGCUUUCAGCCAGGCGGCAUCCCGCCAUCCCCCCUCCCGUGUAGACACCAAAGAGGAGGCGGCUGUGUGGCGGCAGCGGUGGCGGCCCCAGCCAUGCUGUGCUAUGUGACGAGGCCGGACGCGGUGCUGAUGGAGGUGGAGGUGGAGGCGAAAGCCAACGGCGAGGACUGCCUCAACCAGGUGUGCAGGCGACUGGGCAUCAUAGAAGUUGAUUAUUUUGGACUGCAGUUUACCGGUAGCAAAGGUGAAAGUUUAUGGCUAAACCUGAGAAACCGGAUCUCCCAGCAGAUGGAUGGGCUCGCCCCUUACAGGCUUAAACUGAGAGUCAAGUUCUUCGUGGAGCCUCAUCUCAUCUUACAGGAGCAGACUAGGCAUAUCUUCUUCUUGCACAUCAAGGAGGCCCUCUUGGCCGGCCAUCUGCCCUGUUCGCCGGAGCAGGCAGUGGAGCUCUGCGCCCUGCUGGCCCAGACCAAGUUCGGGGACUACAACCAGAACACUGCCAAGUACAAUUACGAGGAGCUAUGCGCCAAGGAGCUCUCCAGCUCGGCCCUGAACAGCAUCGUGGCCAAGCAUAAGGAGCUGGAGGGGACCAGCCAGGCCUCGGCGGAGUACCAGGUUCUGCAGAUCGUGUCCGCCAUGGAGAACUAUGGCAUCGAGUGGCAUUCUGUGAGGGACAGUGAGGGACAGAAGCUCCUCAUUGGGGUGGGCCCCGAAGGCAUCUCCAUCUGCAAAGAAGACUUCAGCCCGAUUAACAGGAUAGCUUAUCCUGUGGUGCAGAUGGCCACGCAGUCAGGAAAGAACGUGUACUUGACGGUCACCAAGGAGUCCGGGAACAGCAUCGUGCUCCUGUUUAAGAUGAUCAGCACGAGGGCGGCCAGCGGGCUCUACCGCGCCAUCACAGAAACGCACGCUUUCUACAGGUGUGACACAGUGACCAGCGCCGUCAUGAUGCAGUACAGUCGCGACCUGAAGGGCCACCUGGCAUCUCUGUUCCUGAAUGAGAACAUCAACCUGGGCAAGAAGUACGUCUUCGAUAUCAGAAGAACGUCCAAGGAGGUGUACGACCACGCCAGGAGGGCCCUGUACAACGCGGGCGUUGUGGACCUCAUGUCGCGCAGCGACCAGAGCCCUCCCAGCUCCCCGCUCAAGUCCUCCGAGAGCAGCAUGAACUGCAGCAGCUGCGAGGGCCUCAGCUGCCAGCAGACGCGGGCGCUGCAGGAGAAGCUGCGCAAGCUGAAGGAGGCCAUGCUAUGCAUGGUGUGCUGCGAGGAGGAGAUCAACUCCACCUUCUGUCCCUGCGGCCACACCGUGUGCUGCGAGAGCUGCGCCGCCCAGCUGCAGUCCUGCCCGGUCUGCAGGUCCCGUGUGGAACACGUCCAACACGUGUACCUGCCGACCCACACCAGUCUGCUCAAUCUCGCUGUCAUCUGAGCAGGCCUGCGGCACGGACUGGACCUGCCGUGUCUCCGUGUUCUUCACCAUUAGACUCCUAGAGAGAUGGAUCCCCUCCCAUCCAUCUGCCAUGCGACGUGUCAAACACAAAAGUGAAAAAUGAAAAAAGAGACUGUAGCUCCUCACCCAUCCUUGCGUGGAAGCAGCGACCCCAGCGGUGGGACUGGCCCUGGAACAUGGACACCUUUUCCUUGGACUUUGCUUUCUGGGGGAAUCCAACAAAGGAAUAGAUAAAAUCACCUGUAAUGUCAGUGAAGUGGCAAAGUUGUCCCCCACAAACCGCCCCCCCAAAGCAGGGGUGCUCUUUAGGAAAUGAUGGUCUAAGUCUCCUCGGUGUAUCCCAAGGUAAGUUUCCUACCUGCAGCAGAUUUUGUAAGAAUGUGAGUUUUAUGAAAUUUACCUGGUUCUUUUUGUACGGUCACGGAGCUCCAGACAUUUUUUUUUAAUAGGAAAUCUGUUUUUCUUACAUAGUCGCCGUUUUAAUGUCAUUCCUGUUUUUAUAACUCAGUUGAGCAUGCUUAGGAAAGGCAAACGGAUUUUCAGGAUCAAUUUUGAGACUUGUUAAAACCUGAGCACCGUGUUGUUGAAUUCAACCAAACCAUCUGGCUAGGCGAAGGCAGCUAACCAACCUCCCGUGGGCGGCUUCCCACGCUCUGCCCCCAGCCCCAUCCCAAGAGGGGUUCAGCGGCCCAGCCUUUUGAUUAUCAAAUGCUACCACUAGGUUAUCAGAUGCUAUGGAGUAGUCCAGCACUCUGGGAGGCUCCUAAGUUGGUGAAAUACAUUAUUUUAAGAUAGGCGUGGGGGAGCGUUUCCCUUGGCUGGGUGCUGCAGCUUCCCGCCGGUCCUCUGGGCUGUUCUCAGUUUCCCCAGGCCAAGCUGCCUCGCUUGAACUGAACCGUCAAGCCUUAUCGUAGCUGUCUGCAUCCCCUUUUCCCGUUUGUCUAAAGUAUUUUCUUAGGUAAACGCUAUAGUAGUGACUUUGGGUUGUUCCUCGGUCUGUUUUCGAGGAGUUUUGCUUCUUUGGGUUCUCUGCCUUCUUCAAGUCAUUUUCCACUCCCUCUCUGGCAUUUUGAAAGCUGGUCAGCUGGCGGGAUUUCCUCGGCUCUUGGGAGACCCUGACGACCUUACCGGGUGCAAUACUAGCUGAGUUACAGCUAGAAACCUACACUGUCACUUUACUGAGACAUCUGACUAUACUUUCCAUAUUGCCUUAAUGUAGCAGUACUGUGUUUAUGCAUUUGUUUCUUUGCACAGACAUUUUGUCAGAUAUGAAAACUCUACUUUUUUAUGGCGCAUAUUCGCAUAUAAGCCUUUAUUCCAAGAGGUAUUUAUUUUUUCACUUGUAAAAAUGUUUCCACAUAAAGAACUCUGUUAUAUCCUAGAAGACUUCUGUCUUUUAUAUUCAGAAUAAAGACUUUAAAGCAAACAUCA
Molecule: messenger RNA, 3001 nt
Organism: Ochotona curzoniae (black-lipped pika)
Lineage: Eukaryota; Metazoa; Chordata; Mammalia; Lagomorpha; Ochotonidae
Gene: MYLIP
Product: myosin regulatory light chain interacting protein
Exons: 7
Coding region: 212-1549 (445 amino acids)
Biological process (GO): ubiquitin-dependent protein catabolic process
Cellular component (GO): cytoskeleton
Molecular function (GO): cytoskeletal protein binding; ubiquitin-protein transferase activity
Source: RefSeq, a predicted model, not a curated record